AUGGCUGGGAUGGGCGGCCGGUUGAAGGUUGAUGAUGAGGCCAUCACCGCUGCCAGGGACGACUCGGUGCCCAUUCCGCUGACGGCUUCGGCCUGGCACGGCGGCGCAAAGAUGGCAUCGAUGGCAUCGACGGCGACGGAGGAACAUUUCGUGGGUGAGGGAGGUGAGGAUCUGCCGUUGCCACCAGCCAAGAAGGCCAGAACGGGCGUGGCUGAGGUUGUGGAGGUAGCCGCAGCUGCCGAGACCGAGGCUGAGACCGAGACUGAGGCCGAGGCCGAGGAUAAGAGCCGAGCGAGUGAAGAGCCGGCGCAAGUCUUUGGCCUCAUCAUCCGCAAGCCAAAGGAAGCACAAGCGGCGGCGGAGGCGGCGGCACAGAGGAAGGAGCUCCCGCUGCUGCUGCGCAAUGUGAUUCCCUCGGUGGCGGCAGCCGGGCGCGGUGGUGAGGGCGAGAAGAUCAAGGCUGACCUUGCGGUCCGCCCUGACGAGAUGAAGCCAGAGGACUACGAGGGCACUGUGCCCAUUGAGGCCUUUGGCAAGAAGCUGCUGCUGGGCAUGGGCUGGGCCGACGGCGAGCCCAUCGGCGUGACAAACAAGGGCCUCAAGGAGCCGAUCGAGUUUAUCCCGCGUUUCGGCCGCCGCGGCCUCGGAGCUGCCGCGGGCGGCAAGCCAGGCAAGCCGCAGCGCAGGUACAUCAAGCCUGGCGAGAAGCGCACAUCCUCGCGCGAUGUCGUCCUUCCGCGCGAUGAAAAUGGCCGCGUCCGGCACUACAAGGCCAUCUCGGAGACCCUGGUCUCGGUCGACGAGGUGACCAAGAUCGAGGUUGGGACCGCGGUGACGGUGGUGGCGGGCAAGCACAAAGACGUGACCGGCAUUGUAGUCGCUUUUUCUGGUGACGGCGCCACUGCACGGGUCAAGACUCAGAGCGCAGUCCUCAGCGUGCCGAUGAGCGGGCUUGUCAAUUCAGCGUCGCUCGCGCUCGCGCCGCCGGCGCAGCCGGCCACCGCCGACGUCAAGGCCGAUGUCAAGUCCAAGUCCAAGGCCAAGUUCAAGUCCAAGGCCAAGAGCGCAACGUCGCCAUCGUGGCUUGUCCCCAACAUUCGCGUCCGCAUCAUUUCCAAGCGCUCGUUUCACAACGGCAAGUACUACAACUGCAAGGCGACCAUCCUCGACGUUGUCGCCCACAAAGUUGCUUCGCUCGUGCUCGACACCGGCAAGGUGCUCGACAACGUGCGCCAGUCUGUGCUCGAGACCAUUGUGCCACGCUCUGUCGGUUCACCGUUGCGCAUUGUCCGUGGACAGCAUGCCGGCGCCAAGGCGCGGCUGCUAGAGCGGUCAUCGAGCAAAUCGCGGGUUGUCGUCCAGCUCGACGAUGACGAGACGGUGGCGCUUGAUCUCAAGUUUGACGACGUUGCCGCCAUCGCCGAGCACCGCUGA
Messenger RNA from Thecamonas trahens ATCC 50062, 1434 nucleotides. Its product is annotated as G patch domain and KOW motifs-containing protein. The record is from RefSeq and is a predicted model, not a curated record. Gene Ontology annotation, cellular component: spliceosomal complex. The coding region runs from base 1 to 1434 and encodes 477 amino acids. Gene Ontology annotation, biological process: mRNA splicing, via spliceosome. Lineage: Eukaryota; Apusomonadida; Apusomonadidae. The transcript has a single exon. Gene Ontology annotation, molecular function: nucleic acid binding.